Messenger RNA from Rosa chinensis, 804 nucleotides. RefSeq names its product MLP-like protein 34. Gene Ontology annotation, biological process: defense response. Lineage: Eukaryota; Viridiplantae; Streptophyta; Magnoliopsida; Rosales; Rosaceae. The transcript is spliced from 2 exons. Bases 93 to 551 code for a protein of 152 amino acids. The record is from RefSeq and is a predicted model, not a curated record.
UCUUCAACAUUAUCAGUACUACUGCACUAGUUUGUUCCUAUAACUUGCUAUUUGAUUGUUUCUUUCAGUUCCAGAGCGGGUUUUUAGUGAAUAUGGCUUUGACUGGUAAGAUAGAGACGGAUGUAGAAAUCAAGGCUUCUGCUGCACAGUUCCACGAAAUGUUCACCCACAAACCACACCACAUUUCCAAUAUCAGCUCCAACCACAUUCAAGGCGUUGACUUACAUGAAGGAGACUGGGGAACAGUCGGUGCUAUCGUCUACUGGAAUUACUUCCAUGAUGGGAAAGCUAGAGUUGCCAAGGAAAGAAUUGAGGCCAUAGACGCGGAAAAAAACUUGGUGACUUUCAGAGUAAUUGAGGGAGACCUUAUGGAGCAUUACAAGAGCUUCUUGUUCACCAUUCAAGCCACUCCGAAAGGCGAGGGCUGCUCCGUGCACUGGACUCUGGAAUAUGAGAAGCAUCACGGUGAUAUUACCGACCCGCAUACGCUGCUCCAGAUUGCAGUCGAGGUUUCCAACGACAUCGAUGCUCACCUUACUGCCCAAGCAUAGUAACACAUGAACAAAGCACAAGGCUUAUAUAUAUCUUUAUGCGCAUGUGCUGCAGUAUUUGAAUCGGUACGGUUUUGUAUGAAAUAAGAGAUUUGAUACGGCGACUGUCAUCGUAUCAAUCAGCUGGUUUGUGAAGCAAUAUUUAAUCAUGUUGUAAUCUUGUGGGCAAGUUAGACUGUUGUUAAAUCAUGUUUGUGAUUGUGAAUCAAUGAAACAUAUAUUCUACUCAGUGUAACACAAUUCGGUACCUUCA